Messenger RNA from Sorghum bicolor (sorghum), 1283 nucleotides. Its product is annotated as transcription factor bHLH101-like. Gene Ontology annotation, cellular component: RNA polymerase II transcription regulator complex. Gene Ontology annotation, molecular function: RNA polymerase II transcription regulatory region sequence-specific DNA binding; DNA-binding transcription factor activity, RNA polymerase II-specific; protein dimerization activity. The transcript is spliced from 3 exons. NCBI's taxonomy places the organism in Eukaryota, Viridiplantae, Streptophyta, Magnoliopsida, Poales, Poaceae. The coding region runs from base 214 to 948 and encodes 244 amino acids. The record is from RefSeq and is a predicted model, not a curated record. Gene Ontology annotation, biological process: regulation of transcription by RNA polymerase II.
CUGCCUAAAGCUAAGCUACUCGAUCAAACCCUCUACCACCACCACAGAUUUAUAGUUAACAAAUAUUGCCUCCUGCUAAUCUAUCACAUUAAAAUUCUCUCAUGUUAACAUCUCCUCUCUACUGCUACCCAGCGUAGCCUCAUAGGCGUUCCAAAUAGCUCUUUUAUCAUCCCUUCCUGAGAUCUCACCAAGAACAAACAGAAGCUAGCUAGCAUGGACCAUCAGCUGUUCGACGACCCCUUCGGGAGCAGCAUCUCGUCGCUGGAGGCGGACAUCUUCUCCGCCGGCGGCGGCGGACAGCUGCCGUCGCCGCCGUGGCCGGACCUCGACCUCGACGACGACUACGACAUACACGACCUCUCCGCGCCGGCCGCCAACGCCGCCACCUCCUCGGGCGGCGGCUAUGGCUCCGGCGGCUCCGGCAGGAAGCUCAGCCACAACGCAUACGAGCGCGACCGCCGGAAGCAGCUCAACGAGCUCUACUCCUCGCUCCGAUCCCUCCUCCCGGACGCUGAUCACACUAAGAAGCUGAGCAUCCCCACCACCGUGUCCCGAGUUCUCAAGUACAUCCCGGAGCUGCAGAAGCAGGUGGAUAACCUGGAGAGGAGGAAGAAGGAGCUGACCAACGCCAACUGCAAGCCGGGAGUUCUCAACACCAAAGAGAUCGUAACUCCCAUUGUUUCUGCUACUUGCCUUAACGACACGGAGAUCAUGGUUCAGGUCAGCCUGCACAGCAAUGUGGCCGCCACAGCUCUCCCUCUCUCCAAGUGCAUAAAGGUGCUAGAAAACGAAGGCCUUCUCCUCGUCAGCUCAUCAACCUACUCCACCUUCGAGAACAAGACAUUCUAUAGCCUCCAUCUUCAGAGAAGUCAAAGAACGAUGAAGGAGCAGUGCCCAGGAUUCUGCGACGAACUGGAGAAGAUCGUCAGGAAGAAAGCAGGGGCGUAGCUAUCUGCAGCAGCCAGAUAAGGUACCUCCACCACCGGCCGGUACACACAGUGCUGGCGCAUGCAUUCGAUCAGCAUUCCUGCAGAUCCAACGGCGUGCUACUCCAUAAGCAUGCAUGCAGCUAGCUAAUAAGGUAUUCUAGUUUAGUCUGUAAAUGAUGGACUGUUUACCUGGGAAGACUAUGUAGUAGCAGUACUAAUGCACGCAUGCAUCCGCGUGCUGAUGGUGUGUCCAUGUGUGUGUGUUCUGUUGACACAGAAGAAUAUAUAUAUGAUAAUUGUGAAAGUCACUGCAAAAUACCAAUGGAUGCAUAGUAUAUGGUUUUCUGUUAGCCA